Dinoponera quadriceps is the source of this 3447-nucleotide messenger RNA. Its product is annotated as A disintegrin and metalloproteinase with thrombospondin motifs 7-like. The transcript is spliced from 18 exons. Gene Ontology annotation, cellular component: extracellular matrix. Gene Ontology annotation, biological process: proteolysis; extracellular matrix organization. Bases 1 to 3447 code for a protein of 1148 amino acids. The record is from RefSeq and is a predicted model, not a curated record. Gene Ontology annotation, molecular function: metalloendopeptidase activity. Lineage: Eukaryota; Metazoa; Arthropoda; Insecta; Hymenoptera; Formicidae.
AUGACGGUAUUCCUGACACUUCUCACGUUUUUCGCCGGGGCUGUCGAUGGCGACUUGCUCGAAAAAUAUGCAAGCGCACCUGGCAACGUGUACCACGGUAGGUACACCCGAGAUAUUCACGGGCCGGAGCUCCUGAUACCACGACGAGUGCUCGGGGACGGCAGCUUCAGCACGUAUUCCCUGCCGAAUUUCUAUAACCGCCGGGAGAUCGGGGAGCGCGGCAAGAGGUCCACCGGGACGGCCGAUAAAUUGCACCUGGUGCUGCCCUUCAACGGGAUCGAUCACCACGUGGAGCUCAGUCCGUACCAUGAAUUCAUCUCGCCCGACAUGGUAGUGGAGACGCGGGGGGGCGCCGGGUUCGGCACUAAUCUGAACGAGGGCUUGAGAUUCAGAAGGGCGUCCGACCGGCAGUGCCACUAUCGCGGCACCGUUCGGGGCCACGACAAUUCCAGGGCGGCUCUCUCUCUGUGCGAUGGUGUGGCUGGUUACGUGCAAACUAAUCACGGACGGUACUUCAUCGAGCCAGUCUAUCAGGCCGAACCCGAAGCGGACGGUCGGCACGUUCAUGUGGCUUACAAACGAGAUGCGCCGCACGAGAAAAAAAGCUCGGCAGCCGUGACGAAAAGGCACUGCGGUACCAGCGACAACUGGGAGUCGGCGUGGGCGGAGCAGCUGGCUAAAAGGCAAAUGCGGCUAAUGGAAAAUAAUUCUGUCGGCGCGAAGCGCGACGCGGUGUCCACCGGCACGCACAGCAUACACCGUUACAUAGAGAUCGGAUUAAUCGCCGAUCGGCGGUUCCUCGACUUUCACAACAACACUGAUUAUGAGCAGUAUCUUCUGACGAUCAUGAACAUGGUGUCCGAUUAUUAUCACGACAGUUCCGUGGGAAAUCAAAUAGACGUCGUGUUGGUGCGUGUGAUAUACUUGGAGAAGGAGAAAGAGGAGAUAGAUCUGCUGAUUAGUCCAGCCGCGGAGACUACGCUGGCGAGUUUUUCGAAAUGGGCCGAGAAGAUGAAUCCGAAGGAUGACGCGCAUCCCAAUCAUUACGACAUCGCGGCGCUGGUUACGAGGUACGACAUUUGCUCGGAGGGGACCAAUUGCGACCUGAUGGGUCUGGCUCACGUCGCCGCGGCUUGCGACUCGACGAAGGCUGCCUGCAUCAACGAGGAUAGCGGUCUCCUGCUCGGCAUCGUGGUCGCACACGAAGUCGGUCACGUUAUGGGUUGUUCUCACGACGAGCCCGAGACCAGUGGAUGCCCGUCGCAGGACACGGACGAUAGCUACUUUAUUAUGUCUCCCAUCGUCUUCAUAUACACCAUCAGAUGGUCGAGCUGCAGCCGAAGAUUUAUAACAGCUUUUCUUGAGAGCGGACUAGGCGAGUGUUUGAACGACAAUCCGAGGAGUCCUCCGGAAAAACUCAAGUAUCCGAACAUGUUGCCCGGCGCGAUGUACGGCGCCGACUUUCAAUGCGAGAUGCAGUUUCCCGGCUCGAAGGUGUGCACGCAGCCUCAGGCGAACACCUGCGAGACCCUGUGGUGCUUGACCAACGCGAGCUGCUACUCCCUGGGGACGCCCAAGGCCGACGGUACCAAGUGCGGCGAGAACAAGUGGUGCAUUCACAAGAAAUGCGUGGACAUGGGCACUCGGCCGGCGGCGGUGCACGGCGGAUGGGGCGAGUGGGGUCCCGUGGGGGCCUGCAGCAGGACCUGCGGCGGUGGCAUCAAGUACGCCGAGCGGGAAUGCGACCGGCCGGUACCUGCGAACAGCGGUAGAUACUGCACCGGCGAGAGAAAGAGGCUUUUCACCUGCAACACCACGCCCUGCGAGCCGACGAAACCGCCGUACCGCGCGGUGCAGUGCUCCGAGCACGACAACGAGGAGGUCCUGACAGACGGGCUUCAUCAAUGGAAGCCGUACAUGGAUCCGAAAUUAGAUCCUUGCGCGCUCUACUGCAUCAACGAGAAGCGCACCUUCGUAAAGAUUUCGCCGACAGCGAACGAUUCGACACCGUGCAAGGCGGGAACCAAUCACAUGUGCAUUUCCGGAUCAUGCAGGAAAGUCGGAUGCGAUUGGCUGAUAGACUCGGACGCGAUCGAAGACAAGUGCGGCGUCUGCAAGGGCGACGGGACGAAAUGCAGCCGGGUGGAGGGCGAGUUCACCGAAACGGCGUCGUUGAGCGAGUAUGUGAAGAUUCUGACAAUUCCGAGGGGAGCGCGCAGUGUGCGCGUUUCCGAGAGAAAACCCAGCGAGAACAUGCUGGCGGUGAAACUCGAGAAAGAUAAAACAUACUGCAUCAAUGGGGACAACCGCGAGUUGCAGAGCGGAGAUUACGAGUGCGCCGGUACGCUGAUUAUCUACACGCAUCCGGAGCCGGAUAAGGAAGUAGUGGAAAUGAAGGGCCCGAUAACCGAAGAUGUCGAGAUACAGUACGCCUUCUUCAACCCCGAAGACAAUCCCGGAAUAGAUUACAAUUACUACGUGAGUUCGAGCAAUGCGUCGUACACACCCAAGUACAUGUGGGACUUCAUCGAGUGGUCAGAGUGCAGCGCUAAGUGCGACGGCGGCACGAUGAUAUCCGAGGCGUCCUGCAUCGAGGAGCAGGGCGGCCGAGUGACGCCUAACUUCUGCGACGGAAUACCGCGCCCGGAAGCGAAGAGCCGCAUCUGCAAUCAAGCCCCUUGUCCCGCAAAAUGGCGAGUGAGUCAAUGGAGCAAAUGCAACGCCUGCGACGGAAAGAAGGGCAUGAGGCACCGCAAGAUCCAAUGCGUGAAACCGAGCGCUCGGCUGGGGCAGGACGAUGUGCAGGCGAAUUUUGACGCAUGCAAGGGUCGCGUGCCGCGGCAAAAGGAGGAGUGCAUAGGUACAAGACCCUGUAAAACGAUGUGCCCCAAGAAGACCCGACAAUCCGACGGCGAGGCCAUGGCCGGGAAGGAGAGCGCGGGUCUGUCAGCGGACGAUCGGCGCAGGAUGAUCGACAGAUUCGUCGAUCUCGGUCUGGCUCGUUACUUGGACAGGACUCGCGACAAGGCGACUACGCGCGACGAGGGCGACAAGCUCGAAGGGACGAACGCCGCCCGGGACUUCCGGCAGCUCCUUUACAACUGGGCGAUGACAAACGAGGACAAGCGUAAGCGCACCUGCGAAGCGAACGACGAGAGAUUCACCACGCCAAAGCCGGGAUCCAUCAUCAAGGAUCCGAUACCUGUCGAGAAUAUUGUACUGCUGGAGGCACCGUACAUGGACGAGUCCCUUCAGUCUAAUCUGUCGGACAAGGCGUUCCAGGAAACCGGCGAUACCGUUGGCGUCGGCAUCGACACGAGCCAACAGAAGGUCUACAAGGGCGCUCAAGCGAUCGACCUCAUCGGAAAGUUGGCCCAUCGUAACCUGUCGACGACCUCGCGUCCGACCGCAGGGAGCGACGACUCACUCGCGGAAAAGGAACGUUAA